Prorocentrum cordatum is the source of this 669-nucleotide messenger RNA. Lineage: Eukaryota; Dinophyceae; Prorocentrales; Prorocentraceae. The record is from the annotation of a GenBank genome assembly.
AUGGCAGACCCCGCUGCCUGGGACCAGCCUGGCGCACCCGCUGCCUGCGGCACAGCUGCCGCCAGUCGACAGCGGCUACCAGGGGAAGGACCAGGGUCAGGACAGGACUUCCUGCCUGCGGAGUGGUGGGGCCCCGCGGCGGAUGGCUACGAGGCGGAGCCCUCGCCGCAGCCCUGGGCGCAGCAGGCAGACGGCGCAAGCUGGCAGCCAGGGAACAUGAGCGUGCAGGAAGCGGCGGCGCAGGGUGCUGCCUGGGGCAGGGCCUAUGCCGCCUGGAGCCAGGCGCUGCAGCUUCAGCAGCAGCAGCAGCUGUGGCCGCAGGAGCGGCAGCGGCCGGCCGUGGCAGGUGCGCUGGCGCCGUCCACGCCUCAGUGGUCUGGUUGGGGGGCGUCUCCAACGUGGGCGCCCUGGGCCAGCGGCAGCUCCCCAGCUUCGGGCGCCUCUACCGCCCCAGCGGGGUUCUCCGAUCUGGACCGCCGGCAGGACACGGGACCCUCCCGAGCGGACGGCCGACGUCCCGAUCAGCCUGAGGCUCAGCGACGAGCUCCGGGAGCCCCGAUGGCGAUGGCGGCCCGCUCCCUCCCGUUGCAGCCGGGCCAGAGGCCGAGGUCACAUGCGAGAGGGACGAGGUGGCGCGCGGCAUUGCGUCGGCCGUGCAGGACUUCCUGA